This is a messenger RNA of Myotis daubentonii (Daubenton's bat), 1174 nucleotides long. RefSeq names its product phosphatidylinositol glycan anchor biosynthesis class H (gene PIGH). Gene Ontology annotation, biological process: GPI anchor biosynthetic process. NCBI's taxonomy places the organism in Eukaryota, Metazoa, Chordata, Mammalia, Chiroptera, Vespertilionidae. The record is from RefSeq and is a predicted model, not a curated record. Gene Ontology annotation, cellular component: glycosylphosphatidylinositol-N-acetylglucosaminyltransferase (GPI-GnT) complex.
GAGACCGCGAGAGGCCGCGGGCUGGAGGCUGGGGCUGGCCCGCGGGGUGCGUGCCCUCCGGCCAUGGAGGACGAGCUGAGCUUCUCGGACAUCUACGGCGGCCGCCUGGCCCUGCAGCGCCGCUGCUACUCGCCGUCCUGCCGCGAGUUCUGCCUGAGCUGCCCGCGGCUCUCGCUGCGCUCGCUCACCGCCGUCACCUGCUCCGUGUGGCUGGCGGCCUACGGACUCUUCACCCUCUGCGAGAACAGCAUGAUCCUCUCUGCUGCCAUCUUCAUCACCCUCAUAGGCCUGCUUGGUUACCUCCAUUUUGUGAAGAUUGAUCAGGAGAGUCUGUUAAUCAUUGAUUCCCUGGGCAUCCAGAUGACUUCAUCCUAUGCCUCUGGCAAAGAAAGCACCACCUUCAUUGAGAUGGGCAAGGUGAAGGAUGUUAUCAUUAAUGAGGCUAUUUAUAUGCAGAAGGUGAUUUACUACCUUUGCAUUUUAUUGAACGACCCAAUGGAACCAAAUGGGAUAUCCCAAGUAGUACCUGUCUUCCAGAGUGCCAAGCCCCGGCUGGACUGCUUGAUUGAAGUGUACAGGAGCUGCCAGGAGAUCCUGGCACACGGGAAAGCCACAUCCACAAGCCCAUGAGCCCCAGCACUCAGAAGGCCAGGCUGUCUUCCGUGGGAAAGGACUCCUAAGCCCGUGCGCUGGUGUUUUUUGCUGUAUUCAAACCAUCAUGUGGACACGGCCCUAGGAGCCAGGAUGGAUGCAGUGGAUCUGAGAGCCACAGAGCAGGUGACUGGAACUCGGCUCAUUGUGUGAUGUUGAGCAAAGUGUUCCUGGUAUUUCAGUGCUCCUCUCGUAAGGUAUGUGUAUGUUACCAACUGAGAGGAGACCGUAAGAAACGGUCUGUCAAAGGCCAUGUUGACAAAGAGCACUUUGCGAAUUUUCUAAGCACAUUCAAGUUGACUUUUUGUUGAAUUUUGUGGAGCAAGACAAUGGGAAAUGGAUAUCAGAUCUCUUGAGAAAGACAAUUUCCAGCUAUAUAAAAGUUAAGUAAAUAGUCCAGCUCUUCAGGCACUGGGUUAGUGGGAAGAAAUGUCCCAGAAGACUAGACUCUGUCCCCCUAGCUCCUUUGUCUGUAUAGGGUUAAAUAUGAUGAAUCUCUUAAUAAACAGGUCUCCUUCCUAAA